Messenger RNA from Diceros bicornis minor, 4363 nucleotides. It is a transcript of the gene TNFSF8, whose product is annotated as TNF superfamily member 8. The transcript has 4 exons. The record is from RefSeq and is a predicted model, not a curated record. Gene Ontology annotation, cellular component: membrane. Gene Ontology annotation, molecular function: tumor necrosis factor receptor binding. Bases 283 to 987 code for a protein of 234 amino acids. NCBI's taxonomy places the organism in Eukaryota, Metazoa, Chordata, Mammalia, Perissodactyla, Rhinocerotidae. Gene Ontology annotation, biological process: CD8-positive, alpha-beta T cell differentiation; immune response.
UACUCGCGCCCUCUGACAUCAGCCACCUUCUCUGUAGCUACAGUUUCUCUGCACUCAGAUAUUAAUCCCUGGAGGUGAAAAAUGAGCCUCUCCCCCACCCUUGCUGCCGCCUUUCGCCUCACGCCCCCAGAGAAGAGUUUCUUCGCGAGGCAGCGGGUGAAGGUUUUUUUCCAAGUCACAUGAUCCAGGAUGCAGGGGAGAAUCCUUCUUGGAACAGAGAUGGGCCCAGAACCGAAUCAGAUGAGGAGAGAUAAGGUGUGAUGUGGGGGAGACUAUAUAAGAAUGGACCCAGGGCUGCGGCAAGCACUCAGCCGAGUGGCCCCUUCUCAAGACACAGCCAUGCAUGUGCCAGGAGGCUCGGUCGCCAGCCACUUGGGAACCACCAGCCGCAGCUAUUUCUAUUUCACCACGGCGACGCUGGCUCUGUGCCUCGUCUUUGCGGUGGCAACCAUUAUGGUGUUGGUAGUUCAGAAGACGGACUCCAUUCCCAACCCACCGGGCAAAUUCCCCCUUAAAGGAGGAAAUUGCUCGGAGGACAUCUUAUGUAUCCUAGAGAAAGCUCCAUUCAAGAAGUCAUGGGCCUACCUCCAAGUGUCAAAGCAUAUAAACAAAACCAAGUUGUCUUGGAACAAAGAUGGCAUUGUCCAUGGAGUCAGAUACCAGGAUGGGAAUCUGGUGAUCCAGUUCCCAGGUUGGUACUUCAUCAUUUGCCAACUGCAGUUUCUCGUAAAAUGCCCAGAACAUUCUGUCGACCUAAAGUUGGAACUUCUCAUCAACAAAGAUGUCAAAAAGCAGACACUGGUGACGGUGUGUGAGUCUGGAGCACAAACCAAAAACAUAUACCAGAACCUCUCUCAGUUCUUGCUGGAGCACCUCCAGGUCAACAGCACUAUAUCAGUCAAGGUGGACAAAUUCCAGUAUGUGGAUACAAACACCUUUCCUCUUGAGAAUGUGCUGUCCAUCUUCUUAUACAGUGGUUCGGACUGAACCAUUUCUCCUGGCCUUCAGGAAGAAAGAAGCUCUCUACCAUAUAGUACUUCCUCCAUCCAAACACUUGGGCAAACAGCAAACUUUAGACCAAGACUGAAACCACAAAGCGUGUUAAAUAGUAUGCUUCUCCUUCUGUCUCUUGGGAAGAUACAGUUCCAGGGUCAACACUCUGUUUUGAGUGAUGUAUCUUUCAGACAGAAGGCAGGGAAGUCAUAUGUGGUGGACAGAGUCCCACAAGGGAAUCAGAGGGAUGGAUUUACGGCCCAGCCCAACCACUAACUCAUUGUAUGACCUGGAGCUAUCCCUUUCCCCUCCCUGGAACUCGGGAUCCGCAUCAGAAAAAUGAAGGGGUUGGAUUUGAAUUUCUCCAAAGUUUCUUCCAUCUCAGAAGACCAGGCUCCCUCAUCACGGACUUGUGAACUAAGAAUCCAGGCAGUGUUCCAGAAGCCCCCAACCCAAGGAAAGGCCCUCACACGAGUAUAAAACCAAUGGUGCCUGGCUGCAUGGCACCUUAGCAGAAUCAGAAUUGGACCGCAAGGUUCAGGGUACCUGGCCAAAUGAUGUGAACUGUAGGAUCUAAAAUGUAUAAAAGAAAGGACUGCCAAACUGACCAUCCUGAAUCUAAGAGGCCAUUGACCAGGCUUGACUCCAUUCCAGUUAAGACUGACAGUAAGCCAACAACAGACAGCUUUUGUUUUCUGUCAGGAAAGUGCUGUGUGUGCACUUGUCACUCAAUCAGCGUGCAAUGGUCAAGGCGAUGUAGUCAUUUGGUCAGGGAACAAUGGCUGCCAUCUCUAGCACGAUCUUUUUCUGUUCCCUGCUUCAAACACCUCUCAGAAAACCAUUUCUGUGGAGGGUUUUGAAGGCCCCACAAAGUUGUUGAUAGAGAAUGAUGACCCGAAAAAUGGCGAGAAGGACUUCUGAACAAUAGCAACUUCCUCUCCUGACUCGGGUAGCCAGGGGAUUUCUCGAGUUUCAUCAAUCCUUACAUCUGGCCAUCAUCUUUGAAGGGGCAUCUUAUUUGUUUGAAAGAAGGACCAUUUGACUUGAAGUGUAAGCCCCUGAUUUUAUGCUGCAGAAGGAAAACGGACCCUUAACUGCUGUGCAAAAGAAUGGAGAAAAAUUUGUGGUUUUCUCAAGAGGGAGGAGAGAAAAGAAAGGAGUAGGAAUUCAGAGAAAGACUGAAAAAGGUUUAAAAGAAAAAAAAAAAACAAGAAUGGUGGUAUGGAUGAGAGGGAUUUGGGAGAACAAAUUGGCUAAGGGACAAUUUUAAGUCAUUUGCUGAGCAGUGUGCUAUGUCAACCUCCUCCUGGGUCUGCUCUGUGAAAUAGUCAGUAAAGCCUGCAUUUCUCUUUAACGCUUUCUGUGAGUAGAUUCUUGGGGAUGAGUGGGCAUUGGGAGAGGUGUUGAAUUCAGCAAGCCAAGUGAUAUGUGGUAAAAACAUAGACAGGUUUUAAGGACCCACAGCUAUAGAAUAAGGGUGCAUUGGCAUUUGAGUUAUUCCCUAAUUCUGUAGGACAAAUGAAUUUUGCUUAACCAACUCAUGCAUUCCUGAAGUAUCUGCAACCUGAGCAUGUGUAAGCUAAACAAAUUUUCUACCGUCAUAUUCUAACUUGAGAAAGAUUCCAUUUUCGUUUUUCACCAACCAUCCUCUGAGCAGAGGUACAUGAUUUUUGCAUUGCAAGUGGUUCCUCCUGUCAGUCUCUGUUAAGCAAUGCUCCAAAAGCCAACAGCUGAAGACACAGGGGGUAGAGCACUUAAAGGAAUCUUGUAGCAAGACAAAAAUUGGAAAAGAGAAUAAUCAUGAAUAACUCAAUUGAAAGAUACAUGGGGAAUGGACAAUCUAGGAAGUUUAAAACUAAAUUUUGUUACUCCCUGAGGGUUAACCAUCCCCUGGGAAUGUUAUGAGCAAAUGACACUAUCUAUGCAAGUAAGACAAAUAACUUUUCUAACUGGGAACCCAGGCUACCUGAAACAUAUGCCUCGUUGGUGAAAAUGCAACUUCACUCAGUUGAGUGAGACCCCAACACACACAGUAUACUUGUAGAACUUGUAGAGGAAGGUGAUGGGUGAGAUGAUGAAAAAUAACAAGUCAAUGUAGACUAAAUAUAUUCCUCCCCUUGGGAAAAUUCAUAGGACUUUUUUUCUCAACGUUUGGUAGGAAUCUGUCUAUUGCCCACUAAUGCCUCCUGUAACUCCCUUAUCCAGUUCUUCCUCGGAAUCCUCAAGUCACACAGAGGUUGGCUCAGAGAAUGGUCCAGCACCCCAGGAGGGUUGAUAUGAACAGUCUCUAAAGGGAGAAAGUGCUGAGAGAAACUGGGCAGAAUUUAUCAAAAAAGAGAGCCUUCCAGAAUCCCUGGAAUACCACUGAUUAUUCUGGCAAUGGGGAACAAAGCUUUUAAAUUAAGGGUAUAGAGCAGUGAGUCAGUGUCAUCUCUAGAUAGAUCCUGAGAGAUGGACUAAGCCAAUGUUUGAAUGGAAGACCAAUACGGGGCGGGGACUUGUCAUGUCCUCACACGGGAUGAGCAGCAGAGCUAAGAUUCGAGCCCGGCCUCCUGACUCCUGUCUCUGCACUUCCCACCAGGCUUUUCUGAUCUUCUCCUGUAGCCUGUCGGUAAUUCCUCAGCUCACAUCUUUCAAGCUCUCUAUUGGAGCAGUCCUCAGCAUUCAGGGAUUUCCUCUGUUCUGCCUUGUCCCCACUCCAAUCACUCCAGGAUCAUCAUUCUAAUGUGAGGCACAGAGGGUCUGUAGAUUCAGUACAUGGUCAAAUCUCAGAAAAGGGUUAGGGUCUCAUGAUAUAAAAGUUCUGUCUGUCAGAAACUGAAGAAAUAUAUGACAAGGCCAAUAUUUUUUCCAAUAAAAAAUUAAAAGAUUGUUGUUUUAAUUUGAAGUGAUGCAUAUAUGUAUGUGUAUGUAUAUAAAAUACAUAUUUGUGUAUUAUGUACACAUAAAUAUGUAUAUAUGUGUAUUAUAUACACACAUAUAUGUACAUAUAUGUGUAUGUGUAUAUAUAUGUACUUUUCCCUAGUAAUUGUUUUACGGGUCAUCUGCUUAACCUGGGGUCAAGGGAGGAAGCCUGAUUCUUGCUCUGGGCAUUGCAAAAUUGAUAUAUGCUUGUAUUUAUUUUUAAUUAUGAAAAGAACAGAAAAUAAUAUUUUUCCCAUGCCUCACCAGCUUAUUUAAUAACUAUUAAUAUUUUGCUAUGUUUUCUUCUGCUUUUUUUAAAACAUUAAAUAAUACAGGUAGAGCUGAAGUCCCACUCCUCCUCCAUUUCCCUACACCCUCCCCAGAGACAACCACAGCCCGGAAGUUGGUGUGUCCCCUUUGCUUACAUAACUUUAUCCUUGUUUUUCCAUAAGAAUAUAUAGUACAA